Molecule: messenger RNA, 651 nt
Organism: Drosophila melanogaster (fruit fly)
Lineage: Eukaryota; Metazoa; Arthropoda; Insecta; Diptera; Drosophilidae
Exons: 1
Coding region: 128-610 (160 amino acids)
Source: RefSeq, marked reviewed
AGUAUUCUUUUAACGCUUGUUGAGGUAGGAAGGCAAAAUUGCCGCACACUUAUCAAUGGGCAAAGCCUAUGAAUCACCUUAAGUUUUCAUCUGAUUAUAUUUCUUAAUAGCAGGGAAUAUUAGCAACAUGGACGAUAAAUUGGAAAAGUACUGGAGACGUCUAUUUUAUAUGAAGUCAGUUGCAGAACCUACGUCGUUGGAUGCUGAUACGAUAGAAUAUUUCGGAAUAUUCAGUAUUGACGAACCAAAUGUCGCUGCCCAAAAACGGUGGUACAUUUAUUAUGGCCUUAGAUUAGAAAGGUUAAAGGUUCUGGAAAGGAUUCGAAAGAAAUAUGGCAAUAGGAAUGUCAGAGAAAUAUUUCAGAUCGCCACAUUCAGCGGAGUGGGAUUUCAUAAAGUCGUCAGAGAAUAUUUCUCCAACUUAAAAUGGUUCACAAGCAGAAAUCAAUUGGAAGCUCCACUAAAUAGUUAUUAUAAUGAUGAAAGACUAGUGAAAACUGUUUCGGACUUGCAUAACAAGGAGCAAAAAAGAAUCUUUGACUAUAUAAUGAUACAACACGCCUGGUUUGAGCGGUAUAAUGAUCAAAAACCACCUCCUGCUAAACAUUAAACUAACUAAAAACAUCGACUUACAGUCGACAUCUGUUGACU